This is a messenger RNA of Beta vulgaris subsp. vulgaris (sugar beet), 2430 nucleotides long. Its product is annotated as aminotransferase ALD1, chloroplastic. Gene Ontology annotation, biological process: L-pipecolic acid biosynthetic process; systemic acquired resistance, salicylic acid mediated signaling pathway. Lineage: Eukaryota; Viridiplantae; Streptophyta; Magnoliopsida; Caryophyllales; Amaranthaceae. Gene Ontology annotation, molecular function: L-lysine:pyruvate alpha-transaminase activity; pyridoxal phosphate binding. Gene Ontology annotation, cellular component: chloroplast. The record is from RefSeq and is a predicted model, not a curated record. The transcript has 10 exons. The coding region runs from base 862 to 2271 and encodes 469 amino acids.
AGGAAUAUUGUCUGGAUAUCUUAAUGGAACCGGUAUGAUGAAGUCAACAAAUCUGUAGUAAGCAUGUUGACCAUGGCGAUACUUAUCGGUCUAAGUAGACCAGUAUGGAAUUUAGUCAACCCCAUACAUUAUUUUUAAUAACUUUACAUAUAUCACAUAUUAAAUUAUUAAUGUAGUUCAAAAUAGUGAACUAUGACUAUUUAUACAUAUAUUAAUAGGUUAUGUCUUACGUCUGUAUUUUAUAUAAAAUUUUGAAGCCUUUAUUAUGAUCACCAUUUCUAUUUUUUUUUUUUUUUGGCUAAUUAAGAAAAAUAUAUUCUGAUCACCAUUUCUUCCCCUCUUUUUAAUAAUCUUCUAGUCUCUGAUCCAUGCAUGCCUUAUGGUCAAGAUAUUGUUGGUUCUAUAUUGAACCGCAGGUUCUUUGUUCUACAUAAACCGUAGGUCAAACUUUUUUUUUUCUUUUGCAGGAUUUGGUUUAGUAGAGAUUAAGGCUUGACAAGGAUGUACGUGCACAUAAAGUUAAUUGGUGGGGCCAUAAAAUAUUGCUAUACUUAGGUUGUUGGUAUCACAGGAUCAAACUACGAACAUUGAAUAAUCAGAUUGAAGUCCAUGUAGUAAUUUACAUGGAAAGUGGACUGAAAUUUUGUGGCACGUCGGUUAGAUAGAGGAUUUGUUUUUUCUUCUUAAUGUUUUUCCAACUCCAUGCAGAUUCGGUCUGCUUUGAAUACUAUAAAUAUGUUAUUGGAAAUGUAUACUCUCCAAGCACUAAUUGUAUAUCUUUGACAAUAGCUUAAGUUUUCUAUACAACAACCCGUGAAACAAAGAAAGGAACUUUUUAUACAACAAAAAAUCGAUCGAAAUAUGUUCAAGUGUCAAUCUUCCCUCCCAUCACAAACCAAAUCUUGCGUGCCAUAUCAAUUAUUCAUGCAUUGUAGACUCGCCAACCCAAGCGUUAUCUUCAGAUCAAAUAAGCAUGGCAAGUGUGCUAGAAACAUGAGACGUCAUGCAAUCACAAAUCUGUGGACGAAAGUACCCCGCAAUACAAAUAUGGAGAAUCUACGAGACAAUUACUUGUUUCCAGAGAUAUCCAUGCGAGAGAUGGAGCAUGUUAAGAAGUACCCCAAUGCAAAGUUGAUUAGACUUGGUAUAGGCGACACAACACAACCUAUUCCACAUGCCAUAUCUUCAGUCAUGUCCGAGUAUGCACAAGCUUUAUCCACUGUUGAUGGUUAUAGCGGCUACGGAGCAGAACAAGGCAAUACGGAGUUAAGGAAGGCAAUUGCUGAAACAUAUUAUAAAAAUACGGUUAUUAAGAGUAGUGAAAUUUUCAUAUCAGAUGGGGCACAAUGUGACAUCUCUCGUCUACAGAUGCUACUCGGAUCCAAUAGAAGCAUAGCUGUGCAAGACCCUACGUUUCCGGCAUAUGUCGAUUCAAGUGUGAUAAUAGGCCAAGCGGGAAAGUUUCAAGAACGAACAGGAAUAUACAGUAGCAUUCUGUACAUGAGUUGUGGGCCUGAAAAUAAUUUUUUUCCAGAUUUGGACAAAACUCCAAGAACAGAUGUCAUUUUCUUUUGCUCCCCAAAUAAUCCAACCGGUUAUGCUGCAUCUCGACAAGAAUUAGAACAACUUGUGGAAUUUGCAAAGAAUAAUGGAUCAAUUAUUAUUUAUGAUUCUGCUUAUGCAUCUUAUAUCUCCGAUGAUAGUCCUCGAUCAAUCUACGAAGUUCCGGGUGCUGACGAGGUUGCAAUUGAAGUUUCUUCAUUCUCUAAGUUGGCUGGAUUUACAGGAGUACGAUUGGGAUGGACAGUAGUUCCUAAUAAUCUAUGCUACUCAAAUGGGUUUCCGGUUAUCCAUGAUUAUAAUCGCAUUAUAUGCACUUGUUUUAAUGGUGCAUCUAACGUUGCUCAAGCUGGUGGACUAGCAUGUUUUUCCCCACAUGGUUACAAGGCCUUGAACUCUACAAUCAAUUAUUACAUGAACAACGCCAAAAUGUUGGUAGACACAUUUACAUCAUUCAAGUUAAAAGUGUAUGGUGGUAGAAAUGCACCUUACCUAUGGGUUCAUUUUCCUGGCUCAAAAUCUUGGGAUAUAUUUAAUGAAAUUCUAGAGGAAACACAUAUAUUAACAGUUCCGGGCAGAGGAUUUGGUAACAAAGGUGAAGAGUUCAUUCGAGUUAGUGCCUUUGCUCCAAGAGAAGCUAUAUAUGAAGCAUCCAUGAGGCUGAAGAACCAUUUUCAUGACCUUGGUGAUCGAUGUAUUCUCCGUCGUUGAGCUGGAAAAAGUACCCCAUCACUAAUUGGAAAUAAUACAAAUAAUGUUUUUGGGUUACAAUAAAUUUCUCAUAGUCAGAUUUUAAUUAUACUGUAACAAUAAUGUAAAAUACCAAAUAGAAAAAUAGUUCGAGUACUCUUUUUAUCAUAAAGAGUAAUA